AGAACAAUUAUGUAUUAAAAAUAUAAUUAUAAUUAAAAAUUUUGAAAGAUAUCAUGAGCAUGAUAAAGAUACAGUUUAUAAACCGACAUAUAAUAUUGAAAAAGACACAAUUGAAAUUUUAUUUAAGAAUGAGUUAUCACCAGGAAAUUACACCUUAAAUAUAAAAUAUUUUGGUAUUGCUGAUAAAGUCUUUAGAAUUUUCGAUGUGAAAGAAGAAUCUACUUGGGUAGGUGGUGUGCAUUUCCUGAUAAUAGUCGUCCUACCAUUUUCUGAAUAUUAUUCAUGUUUGCAUCCACAUGAACUAUGGUUCAAAGCAACCUUUAACAUAUCUGUAGGAUGUAAUCAAUGCACGGUUAUGACAAAUAUGCCAUUGCAAAAUAUAGAAGUAGAUGAGAACAAUAUGGAAUGGAAGCACUACAAUACCACACCUCUAAUGCGGACUGAUCACGCAACAAUAAUUGUGUCUAAUUACCUAAUCCCUAGUGAUAUAAAAACUCGCAAUAUUGAAAAGCGGUGCGGUCAUGGAUUGAACAUAGAAACUGGGAAAAUUACAGAUCAAAAUAUUAUGUACAUAUCCUGUCUUGAUAGCAAAAUUCAAAACAUUACAAUAUGGUGCAGAAACGAAUUGCAAUUUUACAUGGAAUAUACAGAAAAUGUAAUUAAAAAUAUCACGUUGUUUCUAAAUAAUAAUUGGAAACAUUCGAACAUUAUUUCGAAGGUGGAUCAUGUUGCAAUUCCAAAUUUUCAUGACAAAGGCACAAUAGUUUUCGGACUUGUUUUUUAUAAGGAAACCGAUAUCAUCUACGAUAAAAAUGUAUAUCCUGUUGCUCACAAAAUCGAAGUAGCUCAAUUAGUAGGACGUAAAGUGACACAACAAUGGUUUAAUAACAUGAUGAACAAUCCGUUAGUGUCGGAUUUUUGGUUUAAAGACGGUCUUAUUACAUUGCUUGCAACGUAUUCUGUCAAUAAGAUUUAUUCUGAUGACAGAAUAAUAAAUUUAUUUGUAGUUCAAGAUCAACAUUACUGUUUUAAUUUGAAUGGUUUUCAUAUGUGGCCUUCUACUUCACAAGAUGACAGUUUAUUGAAAAUUCGCAAAUCUAUCACAGCACCUUUUAUAUUGCGCAUGUUGCAACACGCCCUCACCGAAGAAACAUUUUGGAAAAGCAUUCGCUCAUAUAUAAAUAGCACUCUUCAAAUUCAUGAAUUUCCGGAUCAAAUUGUUGCUGUGGCAGAAGAACCAUAUAUUGCUAUAGAAAUAAUGAAUAUACGGUAUAAAGAACCGUAUUGUCCUAUCAUAAAAAUAACACAAAAUUAUAUUAUGAGCGAAGCAAAUGUAUCGAUUAAAGAUAACGACAAAUUAAAAAUUAAUUGCCUUCCUGUAACUUUUACUACGCAAACGUCUUUGGAUUUUAACAAUUUUACUCAUCAUAUGGUAUGCAAGGAAAAAGAUUGGAAAUUAUCAUUACCAUUUAAUGAGGAUGGUUGGAUAAUAUUUAAUAUACAACAAAUUGGAUAUUAUCGCGUUAACUAUGAUGAAGAGAAUUGGCAAAGAAUUACAAAUUAUCUACACUCCCAUAAUUACAAGAAAAUUCAUGUUCUUAAUCGUGCCCAAAUUAUCGAUGAUGCAUUUAAUUUAAUGAUAGCAGGCCAUCUCCGUUCCUAUAUAUUUUGGAACAUUACAUCGUAUUUGCAUCAAGAAGAAGAUUAUAUAGCAUGGUAUCCUAUGUUUAAAGCUCUGGAAUAUAUAUGUAGUUCUUUUCCAGUGUUGAAGAAGAAACUAGAUAUUAUACG
Molecule: messenger RNA, 1791 nt
Organism: Nylanderia fulva
Lineage: Eukaryota; Metazoa; Arthropoda; Insecta; Hymenoptera; Formicidae
Product: aminopeptidase N-like
Biological process (GO): proteolysis; peptide catabolic process
Cellular component (GO): cytoplasm; membrane
Molecular function (GO): zinc ion binding; metalloaminopeptidase activity; peptide binding
Source: RefSeq, a predicted model, not a curated record